Molecule: messenger RNA, 1330 nt
Organism: Toxotes jaculatrix (banded archerfish)
Lineage: Eukaryota; Metazoa; Chordata; Actinopteri; Toxotidae
Product: izumo sperm-egg fusion protein 1
Exons: 9
Coding region: 132-1124 (330 amino acids)
Biological process (GO): fusion of sperm to egg plasma membrane involved in single fertilization; sperm-egg recognition; heterotypic cell-cell adhesion
Cellular component (GO): acrosomal membrane; plasma membrane
Molecular function (GO): signaling receptor binding; protein binding involved in heterotypic cell-cell adhesion
Source: RefSeq, a predicted model, not a curated record
AGUAACAGUAAGUGGUUUCUGUAUCAGCAAUAAUAUUUGGCAACUCUGUUUCAGGACCUGCAUCGGCUGAAAAAUCACAAGAUCAAAGUGACUCAUCCUCAUGUGCAGGAAGUUCAGGGUGCGGAGGAGAGAUGCUGCUGAUACUGGUGUCCCUGCUGUGUUGUGUCCCUGCAACCAGGGCCUGUCUACAGUGUGACCGUGGGAUCAGGCUCCUACAUGAGGACUUAGUCUUGUCUGCUCCCACCGUAGAUGACCAGAUUGAAAUGAAAAAGAUUUGUGACCACGCUUAUGUGACCUAUAGAGAAACCAGCAGGGCACGAAAGGGAAUCAUUGAUCCCACUACACUGUACAGAGCCAGAACUGAGUACCAGAGUGAAUUUGAUCGCUUUCUGAAAACCCAGGACACUGGAUCUGCAACAUUUAAAGCCAUUCAGAUCAUGGAGAAGGGCAGGAAGAUCUUAGAGAAACACUUGGAUGCCUUCAUCCGUGAUGGACUGUGCCCCAACAGGUGUGGGCUUCUGAAUCGAAGAGUAAUGGAUUGCUUCUCUUGCCGCUACAAGAUAUACAUCUGUCUCUCUCCCUCUGGCCAUCAGGAUUGUGGUGAGUACACAGUGCAGGCUGAGGAGGGAGGCCAGGCAGUACUGAACUGUUUUCUUCCAUGGCAUCAUCUUCUACUGGGAAAACCAGAGUACCACUACUCCUGGGUCCCAGGAGUGCCAGGAACUAAAAAGCUGGAUGAGGAUGACUUCAAAGCCUUGGUAGUGACAGACGACUCAUCUGUGGUCUUAAAUCAGCUGCAUGUGGAUGAACAAGGAACAUAUCGCUGCUCUCUGCGGGACCGAGAUGGAACGGUCUUCUACAGAGUCACUUUCCUGCUCACUGUUGCCCCUUUGCCUGACCAAACUCACCGACCCCUCGUCACUCUGCCCUCUCUACCUCAUGGAGACUCACAUUUUCAACCUACUGAGGGGCUGCUGGUGCCAGUCAUCGUCAUGGUUACUGCUCUGAGUCUGGCAGCGAGCGUAGGCCUCACCGUUGUCCUGGGAAUGAUCAUGAAUCAGCGGAAAGCAGCAGAGGAGCCGAGAAGAAGGAAGGAGGAAACAACGACACAAAACACAGCCUGAGGGAGAUGCUGUGUACAGUAAAUAAACACUUUAAUGACAGGGAUGUCUUACUCACUUUAGGAUGUACAUUUCGCCCCCGGGGUUUAACAAACUUCCCACAUGACAUGAAAGUGAGAAUACAUGUUGGCUAUAUGCAAAUGAGGCUCCAUGAGGCACAAAUUGGCACAGGGGUUUCUACGAGCACAUCGUUUAUCUCUAACAAUGAG